GCGACGUCUCAACCACACAUUCGGCUGUAAUUAACCAACCAUUUCAUCAAAAAGAACAAGUCAUUCGAAAUGCCUAGCACACUUCAGAAGACACGCAAACAUAUUUCCAAGAAACGCAAUGGAGAGGUAAACGCCCUGCAUGAAAAGUCCAGAGACUCUCUGAGACUACACAAAGCCGGAGUAAGAGACCAGAGGCUGGAGAAACUUGCUGCGGCGAGGAACAAGAGAGAACAGCCCAUCGUGGAGCGUAUCACAUUUUUCCAAAAGAAAGUGAGAGAGCAGGGUGCUGAGCCGCUUGAAGUGUCUGCCAUCCAGGCGCUUAUUCACACAUAUGUUCAUCAGUACGAUGAAGAGUACGAAGCUGUGAAAAAGACUCGCCGUGCUGGACGGCCCGCCAGUACCAAGGAAGAUCUUUUGAAGAUGAAGAUCUCUGCGCUUGAGGAAGAGUACACCAAAGGAUUCUUGGUACCCGAUAUUAUGUCGGCUGAGACGGUCAAGCUCUUGGAUGCAUGGGAGGGCUCCUGGGCGUAUCUUGCAACUAUCCCCUGGAUCAAAGUCACGACUACCGGCAACGUUCGCAAAGCUGAGCUGCCCUCAAAAGCUAUAAACUGAAAGAGUUUGCUCUCUUAAACUCUUCUCACAUAAAGCAUUCAGGGAUUCACAUACGGUGUUAUACACAUGCUCUCUGGUGGUAGCAAGCGGUUGCCUAUGUUCAAUCCACUUGUACCAAGGCACAGGAGUCUCUGUACAUGAGUGGGUAUUUACAUAUCAGGGCAUUAAUUCGAACAACAGCCCCUGAAACCCCCAGAUUUCUUAGCUGCCCUAGUCAUCUGGUGGUCACUUGAGCAGUAUGGGUCAUGAUGUCGGAGCUGGUUGGCGUUGGAAAGGGCAUUAUGAAUGCAGAGACGCCCAUGCAGGCCGCAACAUCUGUCCAAAAACUUCCCAAUACUUACGAGAGCUGGCGCAAAGUUGGACAGCUUAACUGUACCAGAAAAGCCAUUCCACCAGCUGCUUUCUACCCUUGUUUUUCUCACUCGCAGGGUGAGAUGGAUUUAGCUAGUAGGCUCGCCCACAGCAGCUGUAUGCGCUCAUAGAAACGGAUGGAUCGAUUACACUACUUUGUUGUAAUUGGUCUUAAUAGAAUAAACCAACGACCAUUACCGGGUAUGACAUACUCAUAUCUGAUGC
Trichoderma virens Gv29-8 is the source of this 1188-nucleotide messenger RNA. RefSeq lists its product as uncharacterized. Bases 70 to 612 code for a protein of 180 amino acids. Gene Ontology annotation, cellular component: nucleus. The transcript has 4 exons. The record is from RefSeq and is a predicted model, not a curated record. NCBI's taxonomy places the organism in Eukaryota, Fungi, Ascomycota, Sordariomycetes, Hypocreales, Hypocreaceae.